UGCAGUGCAUGGUGCCGGCGCUGCAGGCCGCCGAGCCGGACGGCGUCGCCACCAGGGAGUGGUUCCUGCAGCUCAUGGCACGCACGCAGGUCGCCUUCAAAGAGACUGAAGACGAGUCCUCGAAGCUGUACCUUUGCGACGUGUUCACCCUGAGUGUGAUAGUGUUUAGCGGAUACUGGAGCCUGCAGCCCGAGGACUCGGCGGGCAGGAGUGAGAGACAGGCGCUGCUGCCCGCCGCCGUCGCCGCGCUGCUCGCAAGAGACGGCUGGAGUGACUGCACGCUGCAGAUGCUGGAGUGGUUGUGGCACACGCGGGACUCAGUCCGCGACGUGUCGGCGCAGCUGUGGUGCCAGCGCGCCCUCCUCGCCGCGAGACACACGCGUCACUUCGCACAGCAUCGGAUAUGGACCAAGCUAGAAAGUCAUUUCGGCCGCGACAUUGUCGACGAUUAAAGUUUCAGACGAGUAUUAUAUUUGCAUCAAUAUUUAUUCUAACAAUAAUAAUAUUCUAAUGCCACCUAAAAGGUAUAUUACGAAUGGCGGAUUUAUACUUUGUAAAAAAACAAUUUAUCGAAUUUUGUAAUUUUGACUUCAGAGAUUUAAAUGUAUCCAGUACGUCAUUAAAAAUACAAAAUAAUGUGUAUAUCUACACGAAAUAUUUAAAUGGUGAAUAAAAGAAUAAAAAUGCAAGUAAAGCCAAAGACCUAAUAAUCAAUGCAAAAAGAGCUUCCACAUUAAUUGUAAUCAAAAGUUAUUAAAAAACAAAACA
Molecule: messenger RNA, 768 nt
Organism: Manduca sexta (tobacco hornworm)
Lineage: Eukaryota; Metazoa; Arthropoda; Insecta; Lepidoptera; Sphingidae
Exons: 4
Coding region: 9-452 (147 amino acids)
Source: RefSeq, a predicted model, not a curated record